This is a messenger RNA of Protopolystoma xenopodis, 354 nucleotides long. NCBI's taxonomy places the organism in Eukaryota, Metazoa, Platyhelminthes, Monogenea, Polystomatidea, Polystomatidae. The record is from the annotation of a GenBank genome assembly.
CUGAGUGCCCAUGACCAAAUUCGACUGCUUCGUGGCUGCUGCCUCGACCUGAUCACACUUCGGGCUGUUUAUUCUCUUAGCCGUGCAGCUCGCCGGCCUGGCGGCCCUGCAUGCCCGCCUGAUUCACUUGCGCCUGACUCGACGGGACCAAAUGGGCCACCGGCUAUUCAGAGCACCGCAUAUCCUCGCCUUGGCGUUUCAGAGGAGAAGUGUGCCCAGUUGAUCAGACAAGUUGCUUUGAAGCUGGCCAGACUUGAGAUCGACAAGACUGAAGUGGCCUUAAUGGCUGCCAUUCUGCUUAUGUCCCCUGGUAAGCCUAUCCUCAUAGUUUAUUCCUAUGGUAAGCUGUGUUAA